AUGCAGAUUCACACUGCAAAGUGGACGAUAGAGAGGAUUGAGCACCAGGAGCUGAUCACAGUAGCUAGACUAGAUAACCUCCUAAGUAGCAAUGCGCUGUUCAUAUUGGCAUACUUCGGACUAACUAAUAACUUCCUGCAGAAUGAGUUGACUGGGUAUAUUAAAUAUAGCAUUCCUAUAGCGUUAAUUGUCAUCAUCGGUGUCUCUCUAUUCAACGCCGUCGUCAUAUCCAUCACAACAUACUUCACCAGGAAAAGAACCAAUCAGUGUUUGCGCAGGCUUGAGAUUCCGACGCCUCCAGAGCCCUUAACGAUAUUCUUGGCAACCAUGUCCAUCCGUUCAGUCGUCAUUCCCAUCUGUCUAGGCCUUAUCUGGGACUUUAUCUUGCUAGAUUUCCAUGGCGGGAAGGUAUAUUAUAUUAUUACCUUCACAAUGAUCACAUAUGGUGCAGCCGGACUGCUUGGCGUAGCAUAUGCAGCAGCAAUACUCAAAAGCAACGAAACAUAA
Molecule: messenger RNA, 507 nt
Organism: Giardia duodenalis
Lineage: Eukaryota; Fornicata; Diplomonadida; Hexamitidae
Exons: 1
Coding region: 1-507 (168 amino acids)
Source: RefSeq, a predicted model, not a curated record